Messenger RNA from Pollicipes pollicipes, 2698 nucleotides. RefSeq names its product alanine aminotransferase 2. Gene Ontology annotation, molecular function: transaminase activity; pyridoxal phosphate binding. The record is from RefSeq and is a predicted model, not a curated record. The transcript has 11 exons. NCBI's taxonomy places the organism in Eukaryota, Metazoa, Arthropoda, Thecostraca, Pollicipedomorpha, Pollicipedidae. Bases 189 to 1757 code for a protein of 522 amino acids. Gene Ontology annotation, biological process: biosynthetic process.
AAGGGUCGCGCGAGGGGUGUCCCGGGAUAUUGCGCGGGUCUGUUGUAGGGCAUUGGUGUUCACUGGCUGCCGUGGUCUGCGGCUGUUCUCGCCAUCUGUUACUUGCGCUCAAGCUGCUUGAUUUUGAAUGGAAGGAGAAGGGCACGUUCUAGGGCAUUCUGCGGCAUAGGUGAAAGCCUGCUCCAGUGAUGUCGAUAAGGCAUACAAUCGUGUGCGGUGGGCGGGUGGGCGUGCGAUCGGUGUGCCGGUCCAAAGUUUCAGCUGUCGGAUUCUCUCGGUUGAUCGGCUGCAGGGGGUUCGCGACGUCAAAAAUGGCAACGGGACCGUUUUGUAACUUGGACGAUGUCAAUAAAAAUGUCAUCAAGCUGGAGUAUGCUGUAAGAGGACCUCUGGUCAUCCGUGCUGGAGAGAUCGCCAAGGAAUUGCAGAAGGGAGAAAAGAAGCCAUUCUCCAGUGUAAUCAAAGCAAACAUUGGCGAUGCCCACGCCAUGGGGCAGCCCUACAUCACCUUCAUCAGACAAGUGACAGCUCUCUGCCUCUACCCCGAGCUCAUGAAGUCUGAUGAUUUCCCGGAGGAUACCAAGGAGCAUGCACGCACCAUCCUGGCUGGCUGCGGCGGCGGCAGCCUGGGUGCCUACAGCGAGAGCGUCGGAGUGGAGGUGAUCCGACGCCACGUGGCGCAGUACAUCGAGGAGCGCGACGGCGGCAUCCCCAGCGACUACAGCAACAUCAUCCUCUCGGGCGGCGCGUCCGAGGCCAUUAAGUCUGUGAUGGCGCUGCUGAACCGACCGGACGGCGACCGGGCGGUGGGCGUGAUGGUGCCCAUCCCGCAGUACCCGCUCUACUCGGCCACCGUCGCGGAGUUCGGCAUGCACCAGAUCAACUACUACUUGGACGAGCCGCGCGCCUGGGCGCUGGACAUGAACGAGCUGAAGCGGUCUCUGGAGGAGGCGCGCGCCAGCUGCCUGCCCCGCCUGCUGGUGGUCAUCAACCCGGGCAACCCCACCGGCUCCGUGCUCACCCGUCAAAACAUCGAGGACAUCAUCCGCUUCGCCUUCAACGAACGGCUCAUCAUCAUGGCCGACGAGGUGUACCAACACAAUGUGUACGCGGCCGACCGGGAGUUCCAUUCGUUCAAGAAGGUUCUGUCCGAAAUGGGCGAGCCGUACAGCACCAUGGAGCUGGCUUCCUUCAUGUCCUGCUCCAAAGGCUACAUGGGCGAGUGCGGCCUGCGCGGAGGCUACUGUGAGCUGCUCAACUUCGAUCCCAAGGUCAAGGCCAUGCUGUUCAAGAUGAUUUCCGCCAAGCUGUGCUCCACGGUCCACGGCCAGGCGGUGAUGGACUGUGUGGUGAACCCGCCGCGGCCGGGCGAGCCCAGCUACGCGCUCUACGACAAGGAGCGCCGCAGCGUACUCAGCUCCCUGAAGGAGCGGGCCACCCUCAUCGCCGACACCUUCAACAGCAUGGAGGGCUUCACCUGCAAUCAGGUGCAGGGCGCCAUGUACGCCUUCCCGCAGCUGGAGCUGCCCGAGAAGGCGGUGGAGGCGGCGAAGGCGGCUGGCCAGGCGCCGGACGUGUUCUACGCUUUCCAACUGCUAGAGAACACGGGCAUCUGCGUGGUGCCUGGCUCUGGCUUUGGGCAGCGGCCGGGCACCUACCACUUCAGGACCACCAUCCUCCCGCAGACUCCUCUGCUGAAGGAGAUGCUGGCCCGCAUGCAGGAGUUCCACCAGAAGUUCAUUAAGCAGUACCAGUAGGGCCUGGCGCAGGUGCUGCCGCGCACAGCUAACGUCCAUGGAAUACGAUGGCGAUGUGGUGUCUGGUCUGCAUCCGACGGCGUGGCGAGUAACAGGGGACGUGCGGCCGUGCGCGUUACACACUGGUGCGCUACCGAUAGUACACAUCUUGCCUUCGUUGGAGACUAGGUGUCUUUGAGCCCAUUUAUUAUGACCGAAUGUGAAUCAAAUCCGUUUCUAGUUUGCGUUAAUGGUUAGUGGGUGGGCCGGCGGAUGAAAAGCGUGUGAAAUACGCGGUGGUGGUCUAUCCCAGCAGACCUGUGAAAAGUUGUAUUGUUUCUGUGCACGAGUAUCUGCCAAGUCUCGUUUGAGUGACGCAGAAAGUUGUAUUACGUCGCUUGGGCGGCUUGUCCCCGCGAGGCAGAAGCUCACAGUUGCUGCUGCGAAUGGCAAGAUGCGUUUUUGGCUCGUCCCAGUGGUUAAAAGAAAUGUAACUGACGAGUCAACGAGUCGCCUGAGUAUCCGUGAUAGCUGGAGUUGCAAACUCGCGUCUUCCGCGUCGCACUUGUUUGUGCGACAAGCGUAGCAUCAAAUGCUUGGCGUGCUAGUCGCGCGUUACAGCGGUGCGGUGGUCACGAAACUGCCGCUGCACCGUCUCGUUUUUUGGAGCUUGUCGCGGGCAAAUAGCGUUGGCCACUACUCGUUUACCGGAGUAUCCCAUGACGCAUAUGGCACGUAUGCCCUGUUCUCAGGUGCGAGAAUUUCACAUAGUCUUUUGGCGUAGCGGUGCUAUGAUGCAGACCUGUGCGGCGUCGCCCAACCGGGUGUGCGCUGGGCGGUGGGGCCACCGCCGCGACCGGUGCAGAUUUGCAGCAUUUCGAUGGUGUGCUCAGAGACCGCUGGUGCCGGUUCACGUGGUGGUGUGUGGUGCGAUACAUAGCUGAGCGCCUGCAUGGCAUUGA